Ustilaginoidea virens is the source of this 804-nucleotide messenger RNA. RefSeq lists its product as uncharacterized. The record is from RefSeq and is a predicted model, not a curated record. The coding region runs from base 1 to 804 and encodes 267 amino acids. The transcript has 2 exons. Lineage: Eukaryota; Fungi; Ascomycota; Sordariomycetes; Hypocreales; Clavicipitaceae.
AUGCGCUUCUCGGCUUCUGCCAUUGUCGCGGCUCUGCCGCUUCUGGCCUCUGCUCAGCAGGACCCCCUGGGCCAGUACAAGGCUCACUUCCAAACAUUCAUGGACAAAAUCACCUCCCAUAUUCCUAACCCGGGAAUUCACGAUGCUGUUGCUGCCGCCGCGGCCAAGAUUGGCGCCAUGAAGCUUUCCAUCUUGACUCUGGAGAACUGGAAGGAGACUCUCUAUGAGCCCGUUGCCUCCGGCGCUACAGUUCCCGUCGAAUGGUGGGUGCUCAUCACUGGUCGCAACAAGACGUGUUUUGGCCACUGCGGCAAGGUCGAGCAAGCCUUCAACGAGACCGCCGCCAAGUUUGCUCUCCUUCCCGGCUCUCCCCUUAUGGGCAUUCUCAACUGCGAUGAUCAGCCCAUCCUCUGCAAUGCGUGGUCGGCUAGCGUGGGCAGCCUCUGGUCCUUCAGCGUGCUUCCUCCUCCUGCUCCCGUUGACAUCUACAAAAAGAGACUCAACCUGACCUCGACAACUUCCGACGACCUCGUCGACCUCAAGUCGGAAUCGGCCGAGUCCAAGGACAAGGCUGGUUUCGUUCCCCUCAAUUCUUGGUUCCACCCUUUCAACGGCAAGGUUACCGAGCUUGGUCUUUCGGUUCCCUAUGGCUACCUAAUGUGGGCGUUUGGUCUCGUCCCCAACUGGCUGUUCAUGUUGAUUGUCUCCUUUGCCAGUCGAAGCAUCAUGUCCAACCGCAUGCAACCGCCUAGGCCGGGUGCUACUGGUGCGAGUUCUGCCGGUCAGCGACGACGAGCUCAGUAA